AUGGUUAAAAAGCUUAAGAAGAAACAAAGACAACUUGAAGACCCGCUUCAUAAAGUCAUUGUUGAAUCAGAUCAUGGCAGUGAUAGCGAACGUUCUGAUAUUUGCAUUCAUGAUACUGGAUUUGGGUCACCUCAAAGGGAUUCUCUAGUUAUGUCGACUUUCAAGGAGACUGGAGGUCCUGGUGCCAAUGUACACGUAUCUAAUACGGAUACAAACUCCAGUUUAAGUGAUCCUCCAUCCACUUCCAUCCCUGAUAAGGCAAUAGUCAUACCAUCCGAGGUUUCUUAA
Molecule: messenger RNA, 288 nt
Organism: Lactuca virosa
Lineage: Eukaryota; Viridiplantae; Streptophyta; Magnoliopsida; Asterales; Asteraceae
Source: the annotation of a GenBank genome assembly